GCGGGGCCGAGUCGAGCCGAGCAGCCGCCCGCGCCGCGUCGCCGGUUUAAGCGCAGUGCGGGGCCGCGGCCGGGGGCGGCGGUAGUGAGACCAGCGCUGCGCUCCAGCCCCCUUUUCCCUCCAUGGUUUCUCUCCGCUCCCGUGAGUAACUUGGCUCCGGGGGGCUCCGCUCGCCAGCCCGCACGCCGCCAGCCGCCUGGGACCGCGCCGCCGGCCUCUACCGCCAGCAGACCCCUUCCGACGGCCCUCGCUGCGCAGGCCGGGACGCCUCUCCCCCCUCCGCCCCCGCCGCGGAAAGUUAAGUUUGAAGAGGGGGGAAGAGGGAAACAUGGACAUGAAGAGGAGGAUCCACCUGGAGCUGAGGAACCGGACCCCGGCAGCUGUUCGAGAACUUGUCCUGGAUAAUUGCAAAUCAAAUGAUGGGAAAAUUGAGGGCUUGACAGCCGAAUUUGUGAACUUAGAGUUCCUCAGUUUAAUAAAUGUAGGCUUGAUUUCAGUUUCAAAUCUCCCCAAACUACCUAAAUUGAAAAAGCUUGAGCUCAGUGACAAUAGAAUCUUUGGAGGUCUGGACAUGUUAGCAGAAAAACUUCCAAAUCUUACACAUCUAAACUUAAGUGGAAAUAAACUGAAAGAUAUCAGCACCUUGGAACCUUUGAAAAAGUUGGAAUAUCUGAAAAGCCUGGAUCUGUUUAACUGUGAGGUUACUAACCUGAAUGACUACCGAGAGAGUGUCUUCAAGCUCCUGCCCCAGCUGACCUACCUGGAUGGCUACGAUCGGGAGGAUCGGGAAGCCCCUGACUCAGAUGCGGAGGUGGAUGGUGUGGAUGAAGAAGAGGAGGAUGAAGAAGGAGAAGAUGAGGAGGACGAGGAGGAUGAGGAUGGUGAGGAGGAAGAGUUUGACGACGAAGAGGAUGAAGACGAAGACGAAGAUGUGGAAGGGGAAGAGGAUGAAGACGACGUCAGUGGGGAGGAAGAAGAAUUUGGACAUGAUGGAGAAGUUGAUGAAGAUGAAGACGAUGAGGAUGAAGAUGAAGAUGAAGAAGAGGAAGAAAGUGGGAAAGGUGAAAAGAGGAAGAGAGAAACAGAUGAUGAAGGAGAAGAUGAUUAAGACCCCAAAUAACUUGGAAAGAAAGAACUGUUCAGUAUUGGUUGGACUGCUCAUAUGGAUUUGGUAGCUGUUGGAAAAAAAAAAAAAAAAGGUAGCUGUGAUACAAACCCCAGGACACCCACCCACCCAAAGAGCCAAAGAAUAGUUCCUGUGACAUUCCACCUUCCUCCAUUUAGCCCCUCUUGGAAAUUCACCACCAAGCUUGGGGACUUCACCCCAACAAAAUUGUAAGCAUUGUUAGGUUUUCAUGUCAGACUUGCUGUAGCGUGGAGAGCUGUGAUUGGGGAGCCGGCUGUCUGUGGCUACCAGUUACACCGAGACUGUAACAGCAUUUUUACUUUCUGUACAACAAAGAAGCUUUGUAAAUAAAAUCUUAACAUUUUGGGUCUGUUUUUUCAUGCUUUUCUUUUCUUUUUAAUGAAUUUUUUUACAUUAGGACAUUUUAUGUGUCAACUGCCAAAAAAGUAUUUUUAAGAAUUUAAGUGAAAUAAACACAUUCCUCUUUGGUAAA
Molecule: messenger RNA, 1619 nt
Organism: Zalophus californianus (California sea lion)
Lineage: Eukaryota; Metazoa; Chordata; Mammalia; Carnivora; Otariidae
Gene: ANP32B
Product: acidic nuclear phosphoprotein 32 family member B
Exons: 7
Coding region: 329-1108 (259 amino acids)
Biological process (GO): regulation of apoptotic process
Cellular component (GO): nucleus
Molecular function (GO): histone binding
Source: RefSeq, a predicted model, not a curated record